Messenger RNA from Cercospora beticola, 900 nucleotides. Its product is annotated as WD40 repeat domain-containing protein. Gene Ontology annotation, cellular component: catalytic step 2 spliceosome. Lineage: Eukaryota; Fungi; Ascomycota; Dothideomycetes; Mycosphaerellales; Mycosphaerellaceae. Gene Ontology annotation, biological process: mRNA splicing, via spliceosome. The record is from RefSeq and is a predicted model, not a curated record. Gene Ontology annotation, molecular function: protein binding.
AUGACAAGCAAUACGCGCUUCCCGACGAAGCAGAUAUCGAGGCUCACGAACCACAAUGGACCGGUACACGCCGUCACUUUCUCCGCCGGAACGGGCCAAUACGUCCUCACCGGCUGUCAAGACCGCAAUGUGCGACUCUUCAAUCCGGUCAAUGGACGACUGAUUCAGACCUUUUCUGCUCAUGGCUACGAAGUCCUCGACCUCAGCGUCAGCGACGACAAUGCACGCUUCGUAUCCGGAGGCGGCGAUAAAACAGUUUUCCUCUGGGACGUUGCCACUGCGCAGACACUGCGACGUUUCACGGGACAUUCUGCGAGAGUCAAUUGUGUUGCUUUCGGAGGCGAAGGCGAUUCAGUCGUCAUCAGUGGAAGUUUUGAUGGGACUGUCAAGAUCUGGGAUGGGAAGAGUCGGAGUGAGAAACCUAUUAUGAGUUUCUCCGAAGCGAAAGAUUCGGUUUCGAGUGUUGCUGUCAAUGGGCAUGAGAUUUUUGUUGGGUCUGUGGAUGGGUGUGUGAGAGUUUAUGAUUUGAGUAUGGGUUGCGUGGAUGUCGAUUACGUGGCGCCUGGGAAGGGCGUUACGAGUGUUUGUCCCACGAAGGCUGGGGAUGGGUAUUUGAGUUUUAGGGAUGAGGGAUUUAGGAAUGAGACGUAUAGGUUGAGGAGUGUUUUGGCAAUGGGAGAGGCUUAUGCGAUGAGUGGGACGGAGGAUGGAAGAGUGUUGGUUUGGGAUGUUUUGACUGGGGUGGUGGCGCAGAGGCUUUGGCACAAGAGUGAGAGUGCUGCGCAGACUAUUGCGAGUAAGAAGGAUGUUGUGUCUGCUGUCGCUUGGAAUCAGCUGAGGAAGCAGUGGGCGAGUGCUGGCGGAGAUGGGGCCGUCGUUGUCUGGGGUACGGGCGACUGA